AGCUCGAGUUUAUAGUCUUAAAGGGUUGGUUGAAGGAAACCGUGUGCGGAGGCGGGGGAAAAACUGAGGGGGAGAACAAUAACGAAGACAACGACGGACCUCGAUAACGCAGAAAAACAGGAACGUGUGCAAUGCGCACGCACCCAUCGCAACCACUGUAUGUACAUGCCGCUGGAGGGGUUGUAACGGGGAGGUGAAAACGGAAGCUCGGUUAGAUAGGAAGGGUGCAGUCGCCUCAGACGUCUGCUCGAUCCUACUCUCACGUCGAACCUUCCCUUUAAGCUUUCCGUUUAUUCUCGUUUCCAUCUUCGAUUCUUCCGCUUUCAAUAAAAUCCCGCGAUGGCUUUGGACGCGAACGAGAAGAGCUAUAUCCUGGACGCGAGGAACAACUACGAGGACGGUGGCAGUCUGGGUUCGGAGGAAUCUUACGACGACAUGCGACAACUUGUCGGGGAAAAGAACGAAGAAUCUGGAAAAUUCAGUAGUCUACCUCUGGCCAGUUUUAAUUUCAUCAAUUCCAUCAUUGGCAGUGGUGUUAUUGGUAUACCCUACGCUCUUCAUCAGGCUGGAUUUGGCCUCGGGAUAGUAUUAUUAAUACUAGUAGCAGGCCUCACUGAUUACUCUUUAAUUUUAAUGAUUAGGAGUGGAAACAUUUGCGGUGAAAUGAGUUACCAGGGUUUAAUGAGAGCCAGUUUCGGUCGUACAGGAUUCUAUAUUCUUACGACUCUGCAGUUCAUUUAUCCAUUCAUAGCGAUGGUCUCUUAUAACGUUGUUGUCGGCGACACGGUGACGAAAGUGCUAAUAAGGUUAACAGGGAUGAGCGAGACAAGCAUUUUCGCUCAUCGUCAAGUGGUCGUCUUGUUCGCGACCGUUUGCAUCACUAUACCGCUGUGUCUUUAUAGAAAUGUUGCUCGUUUGGCCAAGAUCUCGUUUCUUUCGUUGGUCUGCGUUGGUUUCAUUCUAUUGGCCAUUUUAAUUCGGAUGGGUACGAUGUCAGCAAUUGUGCCAAGCCAAGAGGAUAGUUGGCGAUUCGCGAAUUUCCCCGGCAUUAUUCCAUCCGUUGGAAUUAUGGCAUUCGCCUUUAUGUGCCACCAUAAUACAUUCCUUAUCUACGAGUCUAUAGAAAGGGCUACUCAACAAAAGUGGGACAUCGUCACCCAUUGGUCGCUCUUCACUUCCUUCGUGAUCGCAACAGCUUUUGGAAUCAUCGGAUAUGCCACGUUUACCGCGUAUGUUCAGGGUGAUCUUAUGGAAAAUUAUUGCUGGGACGAUGAUCUCAUGAAUUUUGCCAGAAUCAUGUUCAGCGGGACUAUUCUACUUACUUUUCCCAUUGAAUGCUUCGUCACAAGGGAGGUAAUACUGACAGCGAUUAAAGGGACCGAUGAGCUCGAAGAUCAUACUGCAUACGUCCCUAACUCCGACCGGAAAUACUUGAUAAUUACUUUGUCGAUAGUGGUUGUCGCAUACCUGAUAUCGAUGUCAACAGAUUGUCUGGGUGUGGUUCUCGAAUUGAAUGGAAUCCUCGCUGCUGUACCUCUAGCUUACGUUCUACCUGGCCUGUGCUACCUCAAACUCGAAGAUGGACCAAUUCUUUCCUCCAAAAAGCUUCCGGCGCUUGGUUUGAUGUCCGCUGGCGUGUUUGCCGCGGUCUCUGGUUUGCUGUUGCUGAUCCUGAACAACGAUACUUCCAGUUCCUGCGUGCAUGGACAGGUAAUGCCGUAUUGUAUCGAGGGUAUGAAUAGCACGAGUUUCGAUUCAAGCAUGAAAAGUACCAUUAGUCCGAUAUAAUCGAGCACGUUCGAAUUGGCCGAGGAAUUUUCAAAAGCUUUUAUUCAAAACCGAUGAUAGCUUUGCGAUGCUCCAAGUUACGGUUUCAAUUUCAAGUCAAAGGAAUUUCAAUUUUCUCCGUCUUUCUUUCUGGUUUCUUUUUGGUUCCUUUUUGGUUUCUUUUUGGUUUCUUUUUGGUUUCUUUUUGGUUUCUUUUUGGUUUUUGUCGUUUUGGUAAUCGAAUGCCACAAGUAUGAAGGAGCAUGAUAAAUCACGUUUUGUGUUUCUUAUGGAAGAGCGAUUUUUAAAUUCAAUAUGUUGUCUAGAUGUUCUUUCGUUUGAUCCUGGAAAUGAGUACGUGUCUUUCUUACUCUUUUAUUUGUUAAAAAAAUUUAUCAAAAGAGAAGACAUAUAUAUUAAUAACAUUAGUAUUAAUCAAGUUGAACUAAUUUCUCAUAUAAUAAUUUCACUUAUUUUCAAAAAGCUUACAUAUUUGUAUCCAUCCAUCCAUCCAUUAUUCUCUUCUCCGACCAUUUCAUAUUAAAAUACUCUUUUUUUGGUCACCAAAUGACACAAAUGUCGGAAAAUCAUCAAAAAUAGAUUAUCUCAAUAUAUUCUUUCCAUGUGAUCUUCGGUCUUCGAUCGAAAUAGGAUAAGGUAUAAAAUUAGACCGCGGAGAUUUAUGCAAUGUCAUGUUUUUUAUGAGCAAUUAUGAAGAAAAAAAGAGAUUUAUUUUACUCACUAAAUAUGAUAAUGAAUACUGUACUUUGGGUAUAACAUGUAUACCUAUUUUUGAAUAUCGUGACCAUUCUGGGCUUUCUUGCACCUUUAAAUUUCCCACGAACACAUAAAAGUCCGCAGUCUACUUAUAGUAAAUCAUGCUUUAACAUUGGUGGAGCAUCAUUACAUUAUUGCCAGUAACAUUAUUAUUGUUAUCGGAACGAAGGGGAGUAGGAUUUUGUUUGAUUAAAUCGAGAAACGAAAAUCAAAAGCUUUCUCUUCCACGGUUGAAAUCUACGUGCUUACAUAUGCCGUAGAUAUUAUAGUAAUGUAACUACUGAGAAAUCUCGGGUAGGGGGGCGGGGGGAAUAUAUCAUGCUGAACAAGCGAAAACACGUUGAAAGUUUAAAUAUGUUAUAAUACACGAUGUAACAUGAGUAGAUUGAUGAGACAACUAUUUGUUAAUAUAUAUCGGCACUUUAUUCCGUGGAAUGCGUGAAUUUAAAUAUUUUUCAAAUCAGAAAACUAUAGACAAUAUCGUAAUAUAUGACCUUGCGUUGCGCACAUUUCUUUCGGUGUUGCAAAAUCAUUAAUUGUGACGAGAUUAAUAGAAAUCAUGCCUAGCUCUUCCCUUAAUUAAUUUUAAUAUUUUAUAAUACGAGCCGGGUCAACUGAAACAUCUUAUGAUUAACGAUGAUUUAAAUCUUUUAAUUCCAUAGAAUCAUACCUGUUAUGUUCUUUUUUUACGGCCUAAAAUAUUUUUCAUCAAUAUUUAGUUCAUGGUAUUUUUAAUAUUUAACAUUUAAUAUUUAAUUGUUCGAUUUAGCGGUACUAGGUAAAAAACAUCGUAAUUUCUCUCUUAUUUUUUAAUCGAUAAAUAUGUAUCUUGUUCUUAUAAUUGUUAAGUUAUCGAUUUGCAAAAUGUUUGGUAGCUGGAAUUUACGUGGUACCUGGGUGAACAUACAUACUGAUAUAGAAUACGUACGAUUGGUCCGACGAAUACAUAAGUAGCUUUAUAAAUGUCAGUGUUGCAGUUGAUUACAAAUGUAGGGAUUGAAUGGUGGGUGAGAAAUUAUUUACCCGAGUCGUAAUCAUUUCAUUCCAAACAGGCAACGUAUAAUUAUACCGAAGCCAAAGAGGCUGUUGGACGAAUUAAUUGCAAAUGCUAUAUUUAAUUGCUUGCAGAUGAAGCACAUUAUUUAACCGACGUAGCAGUGUAAGGUGUUCCACGAAACGAUAGAUUUUCUAUUUAAAUCUAAAAAGCAUAUAGUAUUUAUUGAUAAAUAUAGCUGCCAAUAAAUUACUAUUCAUAUAGAGCCAUGAAACUACUUUCGAUUGAUUAAUUUCAUCAAACGAUAAGAAAUAUUUAUAGAGAGACUUAUUUUGAUGAAACGAAAAAUGGAAGAAAAAGACGGUAGGUAGGGAGUUAAAGAAACGGGGAAAAAGUAUGGCGAUGGAUCCGAGCAUGAUGGAAAGCAUCGAAUAGGAAAUUGAAGAGAAAAUUCUAUUCUUUCUUUUUGAUGAUGAGUUGAUAUAUGAAUAAUGGAACUGAAUGCAUAAUAUCGAGAAAAAAUAUUAUUUCCAUCGAAUAUCAACUCUCGAUGCAACUAGAUAUAUUGUUUGUCGAUCAGAACGAUACUCAUUAUAAUUAAAUAAAUAAUAUUAAUAAGCUGUUGCGACACUAUUUUUCGAAUCUUUAUCAUAGGGGCAUAUUACGAAACGAAGGGUAGCAUACCAAGAUUUUGUAUUAAAAAAAGAAAGAGGAACAAUAUGAUACAAUUGUUUUUUCAUUCGAUAUUGCAUCGAAAGUAUCGAAAGUAUUUUGUAACGUGAGAAAGGAUUUACUUAAUUGCAGAUCAUUCUACAGUUUUUUAUUUUCUUCUACACAGUUUGUCAACUAUUCUGCAAUUUUUUUGCACAGUUGAUAUAUUUCUAAACAUAGUAAACGCGUCUAUAGCGUAUACGUAUAGUCCACGCGUAUAGUAACGCGUUUUCUUUCUUUUUCUAUCUCUUCUCUUUUUUUUUUCUUCUUUUUAAUACUAUCGAAAUCGAACUGUAUUUGUUUUCUGAAAGAGUUUAGUUUUAACAUAGGUGAAAUAUACAAGAUAUUUCGUAGGACCGGUGCAAUUAAAAAGGUAGAUAUUUGAAAAUCUAAAACAAGAUAACUUACUGGAACUUUCAACAACACGCAAUUAUCUUUACCUUCCUGUUUUCAAUAUAAUUAUUCGAUAAACAUUCAAUUUUUAUUUUUUCAAGCCAAUUAAAAUAGUAUAAUCUUUACAAUACAAAAUAAGUGUGUGUGCAUGUGUGUGUAUGUUAUGAAAAAUAAAGUCAAUUUAUGUAAUAAAACUUGCAAACAGUUAUCUUGUUUUAGACGUAUUGUAGAAAUGUUUGAUUUUUUAAUUGCAUUAAAUCCUAAGAAGUGCAACGUAUUAGGCCUAAUAGGUAUUAACUAAUGUACAUGAAAAAGUAUAAUUCGCAUAGAGGGAGGAUAUAAAACAAUCAGAGACCACGAUAACGAAAGUAUUUAUCGAAAACCGAUAAAGAAUCUAAUCAUUUAAAUUACGCUCCGGUUUGAAAUCUUUAUGCUUAUUAUAAAGAGUUCGCGCAAAAUCUACCGGGUGUCCGUAAAAUUUGUAUUUUGUAUAUCUGUAUAUCCUGUAUAUGUGUGUAUCUAUGUGUACUUAUCUCUCUGUCUAACUAUACAGAAUAUAUACCAAUGUAACAAAGUAUUAUUAUGGUGCAAACGAAAUUAUUGCAUCUUAGAAUAUUCCUGUAUUUUCUUAAAAUAAUGUUAUUAAAAUUUAUUAUAUCAUUUUUAAUUGUAAUCUUCAUAUACUAUAUAUAUAUUAGGUUGUCCGAAAAGUUUCUUUCGUUUUAUAAGGAAAUAAUAGACGCAAAAUGUUUUUUGUUUCAUAUUAGUUUAUUGAAUUAUGCACCAACAUAAUAAUAGAAAUAGAAUGAAACAGAUCAUACCUAAUUCAAUAAAAUAAUAUAAAACAGAAAUUAUUGUUCAUCUAUUAUCACCUUAUGAAACGAAAGAAACUUUUCAGACAACCUAAUAUAUUAUAAAUGCGAUAUAAUUUCCAUUUUCAUAGAAUAUAAUAUGAAAAAUAAAUCAAUUGUUUCUUUUUAUAGUUAAGGAAUCUCAAAGGAUGUAAUACUUUCAUCUAUGCUAAUACAUUCGAUCGUGUAUUUAAAAAAUGAGCUCAUAUUACGACGAUUUUUUCGAUCGUAAUUCUACACGAAUUUUUUACAUUGUUCCGAUGGAUAGACUCGUUCUUAAGGUAAGGCCCUCAACUUUUAUUAAUACUUCGUAUAGAUAUAGGAAUGUAUCAGCCAAAGUGUGUAAAACUUUAGGAAACCGUGUAUAUAGUAAAAAACCAAAGUUUCAAGAACUAUAAAGUUCAUGUAACAAUUAGAAAUUCUUGAAACUUAAGAAACUUCUGGAAAGUUUUUUAAUAGGUAAAAUUUGCCAAAAAUAGUUGCUAUAUAUAUCUGCCGAAAAUUAUACAACUUAAUCAAUUUUUUAUUUCUUAGAAAAAUCACGAGGUAUUCUAAUUACAUUAAAGUAAAAAUUUUGCCACUUUCUCGACUCUUCUCAUUUCUUCUUAUACUCUUACCCACAUUUUGUAAAAGCUGGAUUUCUUUAGUUUUCAAAUAGUUUUUCUAAAUUAAAAGGAUCCAUUAAGAUUUUGGCAAAAUAGAAUAUAUAAGAAAGUAGAAGCAUUGUAAUUAAAAAUAUAAUACGUACUACUACUAACUCGCUAACAAAAGAGAAGCUAUACAAUGCACAACAAGUUAAAUUAUAUUCUACGGGCACCCGGUAUCUUUUUAUGUAAUCAAAAGAGUAUAUAAGAUUAAAAAUUGAACAUGAGUCAUGUGAAACAACAACAACAAACAAGCAGCAUCAGCAGCAGCAACAACAAACAAAAACAGUCAUUAUUGACAAUCGCGCAUUACAGACCAAGAACUACAAAAAAGAAAGACAUAAGCAAGAAAUGAUAAUUCGAAUUCGUCAGAUGGAUUCCGUAUAGAGAA
Molecule: messenger RNA, 6528 nt
Organism: Bombus huntii
Lineage: Eukaryota; Metazoa; Arthropoda; Insecta; Hymenoptera; Apidae
Product: putative sodium-coupled neutral amino acid transporter 11
Exons: 7
Coding region: 340-1788 (482 amino acids)
Biological process (GO): amino acid transmembrane transport
Molecular function (GO): amino acid transmembrane transporter activity
Source: RefSeq, a predicted model, not a curated record